AACUAAUUAUACAUCAUCUAUCCGCCUGUCUAUCAAUGACCGAUCAUCGACUCUGCUGGUCGGGAUUAUUGUACGCGACCGACAGACGUCCUGCCAGUGACUGCUGGCCUCGGAUUUCUUGUCGUACACACUCUCGUCUGCUAAUGGUCAUAUGCCAUGAGUGUCUGACGAGGCUAAGUGAUUAGGCAGUCCCCAACAGCUCUAGGCUACCUCGUUAUUGCAAAGCCAUCCAAAGCUGCUUAUCUUUGUUGUUCUUUAUCCCAUUACUAUCUGCGAGAACUCCGUGUAUUGUCUUUUCUCAUGAUAGCUUCAGCAAUAUCCUGCUUGACAGCUCGUGGAUAAGACGACUGCGACUCUACUGUCCCGUUUCGUUGCCUUGCCAUCAACGUCGGAGAGUUCAACUAUCCGAAUCGUCGCCACUACACGAGAUGCUUCAACCGUUCAAGGUCAGGGACCUUGUUUCCCAGACUGCCAAUGCGAAUUUGCACGCCGUUGCCUCAGCAGAGAGUACUUCUCAGGAUACAGCAGCAAAGUAUACAGAAAUCCGAACAACCCACGAUGUACGGAGAGAUGAACGACAUGGCGUGGUUGUACUUUCUGCCUCCGAAUAUGAUCACAUAAUCUCCACCCAUCCACGAGCAGCACUUACGUAUAUGGACCCUGAUGACGGAGAGACUAUCACUGUUGGCUCAUCGUUGGAGCUGUCUCAACGUUUGGAAGAUCCUGUUUUCGAUUCAACUCUGCCGUGGGCCUCUCCUCCCUCUCCUGGUCCAUCUUCAUCGCAAGAUGACCAGAAUCCGAUGCAUAUAUUCGAUAUCCGUAGAUCGAAUUCAGUCACAGAAUUAUGGAAGAGAUAUGAGCGAAGUAACCGGUUUCCAGAGCAAUCAUCUUCCCAGGAGACCUCCCUUGAGGAUGUGAGCGAAUCCAAACCGUCUAAACCGGUCUUUGGAGAUGCUAGCACUGUUGACAUCCGUCAACGCUGGCUCCGUGCUUGCAACCCGCCUCAGGUCCCCAAGAGAGAACCAUCGCCCCGCAAACAACAAGAGCAAGCUCCCCUUUCCAGUUUCUCCUCCGCUCAGGUGAGCGACGCAGCUUCUUCGUCUAUGCCAGCAAACACCGACUAUACUGGAGAAAAGGUUGCUUCGCAAGAAUCCGGCACUUCCUUCCUCACUGCCGAAGGAAAGCGACAGGCACAAGAGGCAGGCGCACGUAUGCGUGGCUGGAGGCAGACUCCUGAUGCUAGCACCUCGAGAUUUAUCUCUCUACCUUCUAUCCAAGGUGAUCCUUGGGUGCCUGGAGCCUCUAUGAAUUGUUCUACCAAUGCGUCCAUGCGGGCAAGCUCACGGCCGGAGGCUACACCAAAUCCCGAGCCGCCUGCUGGCGAUGAGGCUCAACCGCUGCUAGCUGCAUUUGAAGCCGAAAUGUCCAGAAUCAUGGAAGCCCACACUGACGCUGAACGUGAAGGGCCUGGAGCUAGCAUUUCUACUCCUGUGGAGACGCAAGGAGCACAACAGCCCUCUGAUGCCACCAGGCCGGCAGACCUCUUUGUUCAUGCUAUGAAUAAUGUGAUUGGAAAAGUAGAGCUUGUCGGGUCAGAGUUGAGGGCUAGGCUCCCGGAAAUCGAGCGUCAAGUUUCAAGCGCUCAGAGGGCCUUUCCUGAACAAAUCCGACCAACUUUACAGAAUGCGCUGUCCGCCCUUGACGGCUGUGUCAAGAAUCUAGCAUAUUCCCUUGGUGAGGCUUCAAUUGUCUCAGGGAAUCCCGCCAAUAGGGUCCGCACCCCGGAGUUUCCUCAGGCUGAGCAGGCCGUCAAUGAUUUCCGCGAACUGGCCAGUGAAUUUAGUCAAAUUGGCCGCACCUUGUUUGAGUCCUUCCGCACUGAGUUUGGACCAUCGUUCAGCUCUGGCGCUACCCAGGAGUCUUCUGCUGAGGCCAUAUCUGCUUCCACUCAAACAGACACCGCUGUCCCGGAUGUCGAUUCUCAACCUGGCAGCACUGUGAGCUCGGCAGUUUCUGAAAUGCAGGGACAACAUGAGACAUCCGGUCCUUCUUCCUUUUCAAAAGGCAAAGAGAGGGUAGCCGAUAUCACAGACGACACUCACAAGGAAGUUUUUGACAGAGAAUCUAGCCAGACUAAGACCGAUGAGGGAGCUGCUACGUUUGGACAGCCGCCACUUUCCCUCCAGGGAGCAUCUUACCCACACAUUGGAUUCUCUACGUGGCAGUUACCUACGGUGCCUCCUUUUGGAAGACCAGGCAAUCUGCCGAUUCCACAUGACCCGUAUCCACCACCACCACCGCCGCCGCAGUCAGACUCUCAGGCUGCUAGCUCCCUCCAAACUAGUUCUCAGGCGCCCGCAUCCGAGCAAGAGACUUUGUUCAUCGGGAAUGUUGGAUAUAACGUGACUGAUAAGGUUAUUCAAGACGUGUUCGCUUCCAAAGGGUUUUUGGUCAAAGUGGAUCUACCGGUCGAUCUUGAAAGCGGAAGGCAUGCAGGCUUUGGGUACUUGCAUUUUCCAUCCGUUCAUUCUGCAAAAGCAGCACUAGCAGCUCUUCAGGGUGCUCAUAUCGAUGGCCAUUCUAUCAAUCUCGAGUUUUGUCACGGCGCGCUACAUAACUCCAAGGAUAACGCUGCAUCCUUAUCGGGUGCUACGGAGCGUCCUCUAGGGCUCCUGAACCCCAGAUCGCAGUCUGCAUAUCCUCAGGUUAAGGAUUCCUUCUCGAAGAAAGUGUGCACAGCCGGAACUCCCUCAGCGAUGGCGAAGUGUCAAAAUAUCUCCACGCUUCAGGGGAGCUCAAAGAAUGACACAGGGGUUAGCAUGCUUGAUGAGGCUGUUGUUGAUCCUGAGUUUUCUGCUCGUUACCCCUCCCUUUUGUCCGGAGGUCCAGGGGUCGGGGCAGCAGACACUCCUUCUCCUGGGAAACUCGCGGAGUUGAAUACGAAGGCGAGAAUACCAGAAUUUCCGCCUGUUUCUCAGGUAGAUGCACACGUCUUGAGAACUAGCCAUCGCCUUUCUCACCCAACGCCAUGUGCUCAUAUUAAUAUGUCGGAGGCCAGACAGAACCAAGAUGGCAACCCUCAUCCCGCUCUCGUUGAUACGGGCGAUGUGCCAGUCGCUUCCACAGAUGAACAGCCAGUAUCACUGCCCAGGCGCUCACCCUAUCACAGAGGAAGGCGACCAAUGUCGACGCGUGAGCCAUACGAUCAAUACGGUGGUGCCAGCCUUCCACGGCGUGUACUGCAUGGACCGCAUCGAUCCAAUACGUUGACAACUGUUGGUCCUUCGAGAAGGCCUCUAGAGCCUUCUAAACAUAUUUUUAACCCAGAGAUGCUCCCGAGACGUUGGCAAAGCGCACGUUCCGCUGUCUGUGCACCUGAUACAAACGAUCCGCGAUGGAUACGCCAUGCUAGGCUUACCGAGAGGCAAAAUGACCAGGGCCCUCACCAACAAACCAGCCUUAAUGAAAUUUCACGGGCAUCCAGCGGCUUCCCCGUUGAUGACAUCCACAACCAUAACGAGGGAUCAGGGUCCGGCCCUCGAUCUGACACCAGACGCAGGCACAUUACUGGUUGCGUUGAAACGCUGCUUGAGCUUGGGUAUGGCAGUAUGAGGGGAGGUCGGCAGAGAAUGACUAUCUAUGCAGAAGCGGCCGACGGAAAGAUCCAAGAUGCAAUUGAUAUGAUCGAAGAAGAAAGAAAGGCAUACGAACAACAGGGGUCUCUUAUUUGAUUGUGUUAUGCAAGGCGCAAAUGUGGCCUGGGCUCUGGAUCCUACAUUAGGAAUACUAAUGACAAUGAAUCUUUUGUAAACGGUCCAUGACAGUCUCGACAAGAUAAAUUCCGUAAUUGAUUGAUUUAUAUAUAUUGUUGCAGCUCGAACUUAUAUCCAACUCCCAG
This is a messenger RNA of Paecilomyces variotii, 3898 nucleotides long. RefSeq lists its product as hypothetical. Bases 429 to 3731 code for a protein of 1100 amino acids. The transcript has 3 exons. Gene Ontology annotation, molecular function: RNA binding. Lineage: Eukaryota; Fungi; Ascomycota; Eurotiomycetes; Eurotiales; Thermoascaceae. The record is from RefSeq and is a predicted model, not a curated record.